Molecule: messenger RNA, 2892 nt
Organism: Talaromyces rugulosus
Lineage: Eukaryota; Fungi; Ascomycota; Eurotiomycetes; Eurotiales; Trichocomaceae
Exons: 8
Coding region: 1-2892 (963 amino acids)
Biological process (GO): protein export from nucleus; protein import into nucleus
Cellular component (GO): cytosol; nuclear envelope
Molecular function (GO): nuclear export signal receptor activity; small GTPase binding
Source: RefSeq, a predicted model, not a curated record
AUGGCGACCAACUUGGGAGCUGUUGCGCAGCUCUUGGAAGCGAGCUUGGAUCCCAGGCAGAACAAGCAAGCCGAGCUUACGCUCCGUCAGGAGGAGAAGAAACCAGGCUUUUCCUUGUCCCUGCUGCAAAUCACCGCUUCCGCCGACUACCCUUACAAUACUCGACUUGCUAGCGCUCUCUGCUUUAAGAAUCUCAUUCGGAGAAACUGGGUGGACGAAGAUGGAAACUACAAGCUCCCACAAGACGAGGUCAUUACUAUCAAGCGCGAGCUGAUCAACCUGAUGAUCAACGUGCCCGGCGGGAUUCAAACCCAGCUGGGCGAAGCAGCCAGUGUGAUUGCUGACAGUGAUUUUUGGGAGCGGUGGGACACACUUGUUGCUGACUUGGUGUCGAGACUGGACCCAAAAAACCCGGCCGCCAACAUUGGUGUGCUCACGGUUGCGCACUCGGUUUUCCGACGAUGGCGCCCUCUCUUCCGAUCAGACGAACUUUUUACCGAGAUCCUUCAUGUGCUUUCUACAUUCUCAACACCAUAUCUAGCAUUGUUCGAGGGAUUGGAUGCAUUCAUCGAGGAGAACAAGUCCGACAAAGAGAAGCUUACACUUGCAUUUACUCAGCUCAAUCUCAUGGUGAAGCUGAUGUACGAUCUCAAUUGCCAGGACCUCUCUCCAAUGGUAGAGGACAACGUGCAGUCUAUUGCGAACUUGCUCCUCAAGUACCUGCUCUAUGACAACCAAUUGCUUCACACAGACGACGACACCGAAUCGGGAGUUCUCGAGUUUGUUAGAGCCGGCAUAUUUGAAGUCUCGACUCUUUUUGUACAAAAAUAUAGCGACGUUUUCGGACCGCACGUUGACCAGUUUGUCGCAAAUUCCUGGAAUCUGUUGACGACGGUGGGUCAAGAGACCAAAUACGAUAUACUGAUUAGCAAGGCGCUGCAAUUCCUGACAUCAACUACGGGUAUUCCGGAACACGCAAAGCUAUUCGAGAACGAAUCGACUCUUAGCCAGGUUAUCGAAAAAGUCGUGCUUCCUAACAUUGCUCUGAGAGAAUCUGACGAGGAACUGUUCGAGGAUGAACCCAUUGAGUUUAUCCGUCGUGAUUUGGAGGGCUCUGAUAGCGAUACAAGACGCAGAGCAGCUACAGACUUUGUUCGACAGCUGUCUAACAAAUUCGAGGAACUGGUCACCAAAACAGUCCUCCAGUACACCAAUCAUUACCUUGCAGAAUACUCCAAAGACCCAGCAUCCAAUUGGAAAUCCAAAGACACGGCUACUUAUCUAUUCUCUGCGAUCGCAGCCAAGGGUGCAGCAACCGCUACACACGGCAUCACCAGCAUUAGCAAACAUGUGGACAUUGCAAACUUUUUCCAAAACAAUCUCGCUUCCGACUUGGUCAACGAGAGCGGUUUGCAUCCUAUUUUGAAAGUAGAUGCUAUUAAGUAUCUGUAUCUAUUCCGAAGCAUCAUCACGCCGGCACAAUGGCAGGAAGUGUUCCCGAUGUUGGUGAACCACCUUGGUUCAUCAAACUAUGUUGUCUACACCUAUGCAGCUAUUGCAGUUGAGCGAGUACUCGCAUUCCACGACGCGAGCGGUCAGCCAAUUGUUCCAGCGACUAGUAUUACCCCGCUGGCAAAUGAGCUUCUGGAGCAUCUUUUCCAACUGGUUGAGAAGGAUCCAUCGCCCCCGAAGGUGCAGGAAAACGAGUUCCUCAUGAAAUGUGUUAUGAGAGUUCUCAUUGUCAUCAAAGAAGCAAUUGUCCCCCACACUGAAGCCGUUCUCGAGCACCUUGUCAAGAUCACGAGAAUCAUCAGUGCGAAUCCCAGUAACCCCCGCUUUUAUUACUACCACUUCGAGUCAAUAGGCGCUUUUAUUCGAUUUGCUGCCCCUGCCAACCCAGAAAAAUUAGAGCAAGCCCUCUAUGCUCCGUUUGCUGAAGUCCUCCAGGCAGAUGUUCAAGAGUUCAUGCCAUACAUCUUCCAACUAUUUGCUGCCCUUCUUGAAGCAAAUCCUUCUGCGACGUUGCCAGAGUAUUAUCAAAAUUUGAUUGCGCCAAUCCUUUUGCCCGUCAUGUGGGAAUCCAAAGGCAACGUUCCUGCUUUGGUCAGGCUACUAGCCGCUGUUAUCCCGCGAGGCGCGCAGUUUAUUUUACAAAACAAUCAGAUUGAACCUAUUCUUGGUAUCUUCCAGAAAUUACUUUCUACCAAGGCUAACGAGGGUCAUGGCUUUGAUUUGCUGGAGGCGGUUGUCGGAAGCUUUCCUUCAACUGCAUUGGAGCAAUACUUCACCUCGAUCGUGCAGGUUAUCAUGACGCGUCUGCAAAACUCGAAGACAGAGAACCUCCAGUUACGCUUUGUCCGCUUCUAUCACUUUGUGUCUGCCCGGGAUGAUCAGGGAUAUAGUGCCGACUUCUUCAUCCAAGUCACAGACAAAGUUCAACCUGAAUUGUUCACCCCCGUUUAUCUGAACAUUAUUCUACCCGAAUCCCAGAAACUGGCUCGGCCAUUGGACCGCAAAACCGCUGUCGUGUCGUUCACGAAGACUCUUGCCACAUCUGAAGCAUUCGCAAGUCGGUACAAGAAAGGGUGGAGCUUCACUUGUGAGGCACUUCUAAAGCUUUUGGAAUUGCCUCCUCUGCCAGCCACGGGUGAUGACAUUAUCGCGGAGCAUGACGUUGAUGAUAUGGCAUUUGGAGUAGGAUUCACGCCCCUAAAUACGGUUCGACCGCGAUCAAAGGACCCAUGGCCUGAAACUGGACACGACCUUAAGGCGUGGGUUGGCAAAUACCUGAAGGCGGCCGAUUCAAAGAACGGCGGACGGGUUAGUGGAUUUGUUCAAGAGCGUCUUUCUCCGGAAGCUCAAAAGGUCCUCGCCAGCUACAUGACUGCAUGA